Molecule: messenger RNA, 348 nt
Organism: Cylicostephanus goldi
Lineage: Eukaryota; Metazoa; Nematoda; Chromadorea; Rhabditida; Strongylidae
Source: the annotation of a GenBank genome assembly
AUGCGCACGCUUUCUGCAAACUGUCUGAUUGACCGCGUGAAAAAAAGCUGCGUAUUGGAUAUCCCCACUGCAGAAAAAGGAGUACCCAAAUAUUAUGGUUGGGAAACUUGCUUACCUUCAGGAAAAGGGCAGCGUGAAGGAGAUCAUGUUUCGCGUGAUAGCAGGCUUGUAUCUAGGAAAAGGGGUAAAAUAUUAUCAGAACCUGAACAAAUUGAUCUUGGGUCCCUAAUAAUUCGACUUCUCAACGCCUUCACACCUCAGAAUGAGCUUAGCCGGUUUCGAGAAGUCUACCUGGUUAUGGAGUUGAUGAGCCACAACCUACAUCAGGUGAUAAACAAGCUUCGGUGA